AUGGAAAAGUAAUAAAGAUCUAAAAACAGCUUUAUCAUAAAAACUAGAACUCCAAAAUAGUUAAUAAAUUCUCUAUCUCCAAAAUAACAAAGUCAUAGAUAACACCCAAAAUUACCAGAAAUAGUAGAGUAUAAACAGACUCUCAUUAAAUUAAAAUCUUUUAGUAAAAAAAGAUAAGAAAAUUAUAAGUACUAUUGAAUAUUAUAUGUAAUUAGCAAUAAAAGAUGCAGAAGUUCAGAGUCUUCUUAUGAGGGAACUUUAAAUAAAAGAUAUUAUUAUAUGUUUUAAAUUAUUCCCUAUCAUGGAACAUCUUAUCAAAGACAUUAAUUUUAUGUAAAAAAAUGGAGAAAAUUAAUUAUUGCUAUUCAAUCUAUCAUUUUUAUAUCAAAGGUUGCUGUUUAAGAAUUUAAAAUUAGAAGCAGUUGUCCUCCAAAAAUGAUGAUUAGUCAUUAUUCUAUACAUCAACAUCCAUAUCCUUAAAGUCCACCUAAUCGUAAAAGAAAUAAAAGUUGUAAUUUGGAUAUAAAAAAUAGAAAAAUAAGUUUUGGUGAAAAAAUUCAAACUUUAAUUAUUUAAUAAAAAGUAAAAGCUGAUUCUUGCAAAAACAGCAGUUAUCUUUAAUAAAUAAAGAAUUAAAAUACAAAAUUAAAUCGAUUAUUAAAUUAAAAAGCAAUAAGUUUAUAAUCCUUGCAUACAACAAUGGAUUUUAAACCAUUGUUAUCUGUUUAUAUGAUUGAUCAUCUUGAAAAAUAAUCAACCUUAUAAAAAUAAACUAAAAAACUCUCUUUGAAAUUAAAAAGAUCACAAUGA
Messenger RNA from Paramecium pentaurelia, 810 nucleotides. The record is from the annotation of a GenBank genome assembly. NCBI's taxonomy places the organism in Eukaryota, Ciliophora, Oligohymenophorea, Peniculida, Parameciidae.